This is a messenger RNA of Cooperia oncophora, 771 nucleotides long. Lineage: Eukaryota; Metazoa; Nematoda; Chromadorea; Rhabditida; Trichostrongylidae. The record is from the annotation of a GenBank genome assembly.
AUGAGAUCCUUCAUAUCAUUACUGAGGACGUCACAUCGGAUUGUGCCAUGCUGUGCAUCAGUGAGGGCUUGUUCCUCAGUAACUCAGACGAAAACGAAGCCUUUCGCCCCUAGUAAGGAAACUCUUCAGAAAGCAGCUGUGAGACCGUCUGUGUUAAGUGAGUAUCUAUCAGAAGAACUUCAUGCGGAGGAUUACUUCAAGCUGGAGUCUCUGGUAACGGUGGCAGACAUGUUCAAUGCGCGCCUGCAUCUAGGUCAUAAGAUUGGAACACUUAAUAAUAAUAUGAAAUGGGCUUUAUACGGUGAACGAUUGGGUGUAUGCGUUUUUGAUUUGGAUAUUGCUCGGACUCAUCUUAUUAGAGCGUUAAAUUUCAUAGCACAUGUUGCGAUGAGAGGUGGAUUAAUUCUGUUUAUAACCACAAAUCGAGAUACAAUGUUUUCAGUAGAGAAGACGGCUGAAGAGUGUGGGCAGUAUUCCCAUGUACGACGCUGGCAAGAGGGGACGUUGACGAAUACUCGACAGCUUUUCGGCGCAAGUAUUCGCCUUCCCGAUGCGAUCAUUUUCAUGAAUACUCUUACUUCAGUUUCCACUAAUCACCCUGCUAUCAUAGAAGCCGCCAAAAUGACGAUACCAACGGUGGCUGUGGUGGACAGUAAUUCCGAUCCGGCAUAUCUAACAUAUCUGGUUCCAGCCAACGACGACAGUCCACAAAGUGUAGAGUACUUGUUAAGGUUGGUGGUUCUAAUGAACAGAAGCAAAUCUCAGUGCUAA